Molecule: messenger RNA, 4026 nt
Organism: Cuscuta campestris
Lineage: Eukaryota; Viridiplantae; Streptophyta; Magnoliopsida; Solanales; Convolvulaceae
Source: the annotation of a GenBank genome assembly
AAGCUCUAAUUCAAUUUCCACUUCGGACUCUGCAUUCGCAAUUCCGGACUAGAGAAAACGCGACAUCAAAUCAUGGCCAGGGAAGACGCCCUCUAGAGACGAGGAAUCGCUUACAGAGAAGAUGACCAGAGUAAACUCUGUAACGUCGAAUCCUUCCAAAGUUUCCGCGACACCGAAUCCUAUCUCUCUGUUCUAGACUAGAGAAGGCGACGCAGCUAAGUAAGGUCUCCGGCCGCGAAUUUAGGCGGUUGAAGUUAGAGGGCGAAGUGAAACUCGGUGUAUUCUUGGUUUUGUUCGUUGGUUUUUCUUUUUAAAAUGGAGGAACCAAAGCAUAAGUUGUCUAAGCGCCCAGACACUGAAAAGGAGGUGGAGGAGCCUCGGCGGAAGAGCCACCAUGACCGGGAUGAUUACCACGGCCAUGAAAAAGAGAGGAAUGGGGAGAGGCACAAGGAUAGAGACAGGAAACACUACCGUGAUAAGGAUUCCCAUGGUAAGGAAAAAAAUGUUGAGGAAAAUGACGAUGAUAAUCAUUUUGGUGCUGAUGUAAGAGAUCGUGAUAGAAAGAGGAGGAUUGAGCAUGAUCACAAAAGCAGGGAUCCCGAAAGAAGCAAGAAAUCUAAGAAGCUCAUUGAAGAAAGUGAAGAUGGUAACCCACCGAAAAGAAGUGAAGGAUCACUAGAAAAGAAACAGAAAAAUCUAGAAGAAGAACAAGUUGAGGAACACAGGAAACUGGAAGAUGAGAUGGAGAAACGAAGAAGGAGAGUUCAAGAGUGGCAAGAGUUGAGAAGAAAAAAGGAGGAGUCAGAUAGAGAAAAGCUUGGAGUUGGAGUUGCAGCAAUUACUGAAGAACCUAAGUCAGGCAAGACAUGGACAUUGGAAGGAGAAUCAGAUGAUGAAGAUGCUGCAUGUGAGGAAAGACAAGGAGUUGAUAUGGAUGUAGAUGGACCUGCUAAGCAUUUGGAUGGAGAUGGAGGUGCCCUAGUCACUAAUGAUGUUUCUGAUUUAAAAGUUGCGCAGAAUGGAGGUAGUGCUAUGGAUGAUGAAGAUAUAGAUCCUCUAGAUGCAUACAUGAAUGGUAUUGUGUUGCCCGAAGUUGAAAAGCUUAACACUGUUGCAACUUCAUUUGAAGGUAUGGAGCGUGGUGUAGAAGAUGAAAAUGUCAUGAGCAACAAAGAGAAGGGCAUGAGAAAAGCAACAGGAAGAAUCAUACCUGGUGAAAAUUCUGAUUCAGAUCUUGAUGAAGUUAAGAAUGAUGAAGAUCAUUUAGAGGAUGAAGAUGAUGAAGAAUUUAUGAAACGCGUGAAGAAGACCAAGGCUGAGAAACUUUCUAUUGUUGACCACUCAAAAAUUGAUUAUCCUUCUUUUAGAAAGAACUUUUAUAUUGAAGUGAGGGAAAUUUCAAGAAUGACAUCAGAAGAGGUGGCCAACUAUAGAAAGCAAUUGGAGUUGAAGAUUCAUGGAAAGGAUAUACCAAAGCCAGUUAAAACAUGGUAUCAGACUGGAUUGUCCACUAAGAUAUUGGAUACAAUAAAGAAACUUAAUUAUGAAAGGCCAAUGCCAAUCCAGGUUCAGUCUUUGCCAGUAAUCAUGAGCGGUCGAGAUUGUAUUGGUAUCGCAAAGACGGGUUCUGGAAAGACGUUAGCUUUUGUGUUGCCAAUGUUGAGACAUAUUAAGGAUCAGCCACCACUUGCUCCCGGAGAUGGACCUAUUGGACUUGUCAUGGCUCCUACAAGAGAGCUUGUGCAGCAAAUACAUAGUGAUAUAAGAAAGUUUUCGAAGGUUGUAGGUCUUAGCUGUGUUCCUGUGUAUGGAGGUUCAGGUGUUGCUCAGCAAAUUAGCGAGUUGAAACGAGGAGCGGAGAUUGUUGUUUGUACUCCAGGCAGGAUGAUUGACAUUCUUUGUACUAGUGGGGGAAAAAUAACAAAUCUACGAAGAGUCACAUAUUUGGUCAUGGAUGAAGCUGACCGAAUGUUUGAUAUGGGCUUUGAACCUCAGAUAACAAGAAUUGUUCAAAAUACUCGCCCAGACCGCCAAACUGUAUUGUUUUCUGCUACUUUUCCUCGUCAGGUUGAGGCGUUGGCGCGUAAAGUGUUGAACAAACCUGUUGAGAUUCAGGUUGGUGGAAGGAGUGUCGUGAACAAAGAUAUAACCCAAUUAGUUGAGGUGAGGCCAGAGGGUGAAAGGUUCUUUAGACUGUUGGAAAUACUUGGAGAAUGGUCCGAGAUAGGGAAAAUUCUGAUAUUUGUCCACACUCAGGAUAAAUACCGCCAAACUGUAUUGUUUUCUGCUACUUUUCCUCGUCAGGUUGAGGCGUUGGCGCGUAAAGUGUUGAACAAACCUGUUGAGAUUCAGGUUGGUGGAAGGAGUGUCGUGAACAAAGAUAUAACCCAAUUAGUUGAGGUGAGGCCAGAGGGUGAAAGGUUCUUUAGACUGUUGGAAAUACUUGGAGAAUGGUCCGAGAUAGGGAAAAUUCUGAUAUUUGUCCACACUCAGGAUAAAUGUGAUGCUUUAUUUAAGGACUUGUUAAAGCACGGCUAUCCUUGCCUUUCACUUCAUGGUGCAAAAGAUCAGACUGAUCGUGAGUCCACUAUUGCAGAUUUUAAAAGUAAUGUAUGUCACAUUUUGAUUGCAACUAGUAUUGCUGCUAGAGGUUUAGAUGUAAAGGAGCUUGAGUUGGUGAUAAACUAUGAUGCUCCGAACCAUUAUGAAGACUAUGUUCAUCGUGUUGGACGGACUGGGAGAGCUGGUAGAAAGGGCUGCGCUAUCACAUUUAUAUCUGAUGAAGAUGCAAGAUAUGCACCAGAUCUCGUAAAGGCUUUAGAACUCUCUGAGCAAGUUGUUCCUGAUGACCUGAAAAAACUUGCUGAGGGUUUCAUGGCAAAGGUUAAUCAGGGACUUGAACAGGCUCAUGGUACUGGUUAUGGAGGCAGUGGCUUUAAAUUUAAUGAAGAGGAGGAUGAAGUGAGGAAAGCCGCAAAGAAAGCUCAAGCUAAAGAGUAUGGAUUUGAGGAAGACAAAUCGGAUUCGGAGGAUGAGGAUGAUGGAAUCAGAAAGACAGGAGGUGAUGUCUCUCAGCAGGUGGCAGUGGCAGCUGCUCUUGCUGCUGCUGCCAAAGCCAAUGUACCUCAAAUUGCAGUUCCAGUCCCACCUACUCAGCUGCAGCCUCAUACUGGAUUACCCGGUCCUCUUGGCAAUAUUCUUAUUCAAGGAAAUGGACUGCUAAUGGCCCCUAAUGAUAGAUCUGCCACAACAGCUGCAAUUCUCGCGGCUAAGAAUUUGCAGCAGAACUUGGCCAAGAUUCAGAAUGAGGCCAUUCCCGAGCAUUUUGAAGCGGAGUUGGAAAUAAAUGAUUUCCCCCAAAAUGCUCGGUGGAAGGUGACACACAAAGAGACCUUGGGUCCUAUAUCAGAAUGGACAGGAGCUGCGAUCACGACCAGAGGUUUACAUAUCCCACUUGGAAAGUCACCGGGACCAGGGGAAAGAAAACUCUACUUGUUCAUUGAGGGUCCCACAGAACAAUCUGUCAAGAGGGCCAAAGUUGAGUUGAAACGUGUUUUGGAGGACUUAACCAUGCAAGCAACAUCACUUCCAGGCUCUGCUCAGCCAGGACGGUACUCAGUUGUGUAAGUUUAUUUCCGCUCAAGUGGACUUUGGUUGCUGCUGCUAAUUUUUGCAUUUGGUCAAUUUACACCCAAGGGUGAGAAGAAAAAACUGCUCCUAAUUUUUGCAUUGACGCUGUGGAUUUUGGAGGUAGGAAAGCUCUUGUAGGUCACAAUGUUUAUAAUUUGUUGUUGCACACUUGUAUUUUGGCCUGCCUGCCAAUCCCCUUCCAUUGCUGACUUUUGUAGUAUUCUGUUGGGUAGCGUUUCUUUACAUUUGUAAUACAAGAGUAUUGUUCAAACUAUGGCCUUUUUGUUAUAUUUGCACAACGAACGCAACUGCAAAGCUCUUCACACUUCCUUUUAGUCUAUCUAAAAAAAAUUGUCAUACAACAUUUUCCUUACCAAAUAAAGGAUGUGUGGUACU